UAAAAUCUUCUUCUGACAAUAUGCAUGAUUUACAUGACAGUCACAUAUGCAUAUGUCAAUUUAGGAUUUGACACUGCAGUAUCAUGAACAAUGUUACAUUUGAUUUGACAAAAACCUGAUAAAAACUUUUAGGCUGCUCUAGGUUGCAAUGAUGGAUAAUGUACUAUAACAUAAAUGUUAAUUACUUUCCAGUGUUGGUUCUAAGAGAACACAUCACCAUGUCAGUGAGGAAUCACAGCUUUGUGACAGCGUUUGUCAUCGUUGGGUUCCCUGGACUUCAGCCAGAGUUCUACGGUCUUGCCUCAACUGUAUUAUUCCUUGUCUAUUGCUGCAUUUUAAUAGGAAAUGUUGUUGUUAUUAUCUUGUUUGCAACUCAUAACGUUCUCCAUAAACCCAUGUAUUUUAUCAUUUUGAAUCUGGUUGUGUCUGACGUGCUAUUCAGCACCACCACUUUACCAAAGAUUAUUGCCAGAUAUUGGUUUCAGGCAGGAGCAAUUUCUUUCUUUGGUUGUUUUUUGCAAAUGUACUUAGUUCACUAUUUUGGAGCCGUAACUAGCCUUCUCCUAUUGAUAAUGGCUUUAGACCGAUACGUGUCAAUCUGUUUCCCGCUCAGAUACCCAAUGAUUAUCAAAAACUCCACUAUUCAUAUACUCAAUGUCACUGCGUGGGUGCUUGCACACCUUCCCUCUCUUUCACUGGUAAUUAGGGCCUAUCCUCUUCCUUACUGUGACUCAAACAAAAUCAUGCAGUGCUACUGUGAUCAUAUCGCUAUAACAACGCUUGCAUGCACUGAUAGGGUUCCUUAUAGUUUUCCUGCUUUUGUUGUAGCAAUGGUGGUAUUACUGGGACCUCUUGCUUUCAUUAUAUUCUCAUAUUGCUCUAUUAUUGUGGCAGUUGUUCAGAUUGCGAGCCCCCAAGGUCGCCUCAAAACCCUUUCUACCUGCAGUGGUCAGCUGAUCAUCAUUGCCCUGUAUUUUCUCCCCAGGUGUUUUAUUUAUCUGGCCAGUAAUAUCGGCAUUAGAUUCAGCACUGAUUUACGUAUUGUUGUUAUCAUGUUGUAUAGCCUGCUCCCUCCCAUGAUCAAUCCACUGAUAUACUGUCUAAGAACUGAUGAAAUAAAACAGAUAAUGAUCAAGCGAUUUAGACGAAUACAAGUGCACGUUCAAUAAGAGCG
This is a messenger RNA of Oncorhynchus tshawytscha (Chinook salmon), 1174 nucleotides long. RefSeq names its product olfactory receptor 2AT4. The transcript has a single exon. Gene Ontology annotation, molecular function: olfactory receptor activity; G protein-coupled receptor activity. Gene Ontology annotation, cellular component: membrane. Gene Ontology annotation, biological process: G protein-coupled receptor signaling pathway. The coding region runs from base 159 to 1169 and encodes 336 amino acids. NCBI's taxonomy places the organism in Eukaryota, Metazoa, Chordata, Actinopteri, Salmoniformes, Salmonidae. The record is from RefSeq and is a predicted model, not a curated record.